This is a messenger RNA of Loxodonta africana (African savanna elephant), 5960 nucleotides long. It is a transcript of the gene SNAP47, whose product is annotated as synaptosome associated protein 47. The transcript has 4 exons. Bases 205 to 1263 code for a protein of 352 amino acids. Gene Ontology annotation, molecular function: syntaxin binding; SNAP receptor activity. NCBI's taxonomy places the organism in Eukaryota, Metazoa, Chordata, Mammalia, Proboscidea, Elephantidae. The record is from RefSeq and is a predicted model, not a curated record. Gene Ontology annotation, biological process: exocytosis; synaptic vesicle fusion to presynaptic active zone membrane; synaptic vesicle priming. Gene Ontology annotation, cellular component: SNARE complex; plasma membrane.
GUGCGCAGCUGCCUCGCCGGCGCAGGCGCCCUAGUGGCUCGUAGCACCUCUGGCCCAGGUCGCGCUCGCAGCCGCCUGGGAACCGGCGCCUAGCUGCUGGGAUUGUCAGACAGCGUCGGCCCGAGGUCUCGCCGUCUUCACGCUUCCCCCUGCGCCUCAGAUGCAGAAGUUGUGACUUUGGUGGCAACCCGUUCUAGGAAACAGAUGAGCAGAGACAUCUGUAUCCACACCUGGCCGUGCUCCUACUAUUUAGAACCUGAGAAGCGAUGGGUCCCUGGAAAACUUUCAUUAACUUCUCUUUCACUAAAAUUUAUCACUGAUAAAACUGGCAAAAUUCUUGUCGACUUUCCCCUUUCUAGUAUAAUUGAGAUCAAGAAAGAGGCAUCCCAUUUUAUCUUCAGUUCUAUCACCAUUCUGGAAGAGGACCACGUUAAGCACUGGUUUAGUUCCUUACAGCCUAGUCGGAAUGCCGUUUUCAACAUCAUCGAGCAUUUCUGGAGAGAGCUGCUGUUGUCUCAGCCAGGAGCUGCUGCUCAGGUGUCGUCCUCCCCCAUGACCAAGGGGAAGGAGCUGACUGGGUUGAUGGCGUGUUCCCAGAAGCGUUUGGAAGAUACAGCCAAAGUCCUCCACCAUCAGGGUGAGCAGUUUGAUAACAUCAUGAAAGGACUAGACAAGAUUGAAUCUGACCUGGACGUGGCUGACAGAUUGCUGACAGAACUGGAGUCUCCUUCUUGGUGGCCUUUUAGUUCCAAGCUUCGGAAGACACCAUCAGAAACAAAGCCCAAGGAAGGCGCUUCGAUGUCUAGUUCUGAGGCUUUUGGAAAAGAAGGGAUAGUCAUCAAAAUUCCUGCCAUUAUUUCCCAAAGAACAGAGUCUCAUGUUAAACCAGGAAAGCUUAUCGUCCUUGUCUCUGGCUUGGAAGUCCAGGACUCAGAUUCUUUGCUCAUGCACAGAUUUGAAAGAGAUGAUGUAGACGACAUUAAGGUUCACACUCCUUAUGAAAUUAGCAUACGCCAGCGGUUUAUUGGGAAGCCAGACAUAGCUUAUCGUUUGAUAUCUGCAAAAAUGCCAGAGGUUAUCCCAAUUUUAGAAGUGCAGUUCAGCAAGAAGAUUGAGUUUUUAGAAGAUGCCUUGAUGCUCAGGAGCACCGGAGCCUCUUCUCCAGCUGAGAAGGGCUGCUCAGCCUGGCAUGCAGGUCCCCAUGACAGAAGCAGCACCAGCGGACGGUGUGGACUCUUCCCUGUCCCCUACAGGUCCCCAUGACAGAAGGAGCACCAGUGGAUAGUGUGGACUCUUCCUGUCCCCCACAGGUCCCCAUGACAGAAGCAGCACCAGCGGACAGUGUGGACUCUUCCCUGUCCCCUACAGGUCCCCAUGACAGAAGGAGCACCAGUGGAUAGUGUGGACUCUUCCUGUCCCCCACAGGUCCCCAUGACAGAAGCAGCACCAGCGGACAGUGUGGACUCUUCCCUGUCCCCUACAGGUCCCCAUGACAGAAGGAGCACCAGUGGAUAGUGUGGACUCUUCCUGUCCCCCACAGGUCCCCAUGACAGAAGCAGCACCAGCGGACAGGGUGGACUCUUCCCUGUCUGCUACAGGUCCCCAUGACAGAAGGAGCACCAGUGGAUAGUGUGGACUCUUCCUGUUCCCCACAGGUCCCCAUGACAGAAGCAGCACCAGCGGACAGUGUGGACUCUUCCCUGUCCCCCACAGCUCCCCAUGACAGAAGCAGCACCAGCGGACAGUGUGGACUCUUCCCUGUCCCCCACAGCUCCCCAUGACAGAAGCGGCACCAGCGGACAGUGUGGACUCUUCCCUGUCCCCCACAGCUCCCCAUGACAGAAGCAGCACCAGCGAACAGUGUGGACUCUUCCCUGUCCCCCACAGGUCCCCAUGACAGAAGCAGUACCAGCAGACAGUGUGGACUCAUCCAUGUCCCCCCUCCCCCGGGUCCCCAUGACUGAGGAGCAUCUGUGGACAGUGUGGUCACCUUCAUGGCACACAGUAAAUGCAGAGGGGGCAUUAUGGGAUCUUGUGGGCAGGAGUGUUGGAAAGGACUUGGAUCAAGUUCUGUUGCCAGCCUUGCCUUUGGGCCAGCUAGGUGAAUUACCCAAGGCAGCCCUUCACCUUCAGUCUUGAUUUUCUUUUCUGUAAAAUAAGUGUUUGUGUCAAAGAUUGCUGAGGCUUCCUUCCCAUCUGUAAACCUCUGUGAUUCCAUGAAAAACCUAGCCCCCUUAACGUUGAUAUUCUCCCACACUGUUCCAUCUCUGCAUUUUGCCAUAUGACCAAAGAUAGUUUGAAACCCCGUCUUCCCACUGCAUUAUUAAAAAGUUUUGCUUUGUACACAGUCCAACUUGUUGCUUGCUCUGUCCUCAGGUAGAGUAACAAUAGCUGGUGUGACUAUCUCCUGUAAUAAAUACUUCAUGGUAUUUAUUAUAAAUAUGUAGGUUUGUCAUUAAAAUAGUAUGCUUUAAUAUUAAAACCAACAAGUCUGAUUAUUAAGGAGCAGGGAUAGUGGAGCAAAUUGGCACUGUACUUAAAGCUGUUUUAUUUCAGAUUUAAAGUUAGCCCUGUGCUGGACAACCCUUUCAUAGUCUGUGGUGUACAUGGUAUGCCACCCACUUUUUCUGGCUCUCAGGUUCUUUGGUAGUGUAAUUUUACCACUGCAAGUAUUUGCUGCCAUCCAGUGGGGACUUGUGUAACGAUGAAAGGUGAAGGAAACGUUAGUUGAAGCAAAAUAGGGUAUGAGACUUGCAAGUAAAGUAGUGUAACCAAGAAGUGUAUUGGGUAAAAAUUUUGUCUCUUUUGGCUUUUGUACCCCUAGAUAAGCCUUCUAAGCAGAUUUAUGGUUUCCUGUGUGAUAGUUAGGGAGCCCUAGUGGGUUUGGUUUUGUUUUUUUGUGUCAUAUUUGGAAAACCAGAGGUUCCUCGUGUAACCUAAUAGAAGGCACCAUGAAAAACAUCAGCAACCAAGGUCCAAUGGUACAGAUGGGUGGCACUAAUUAUAGGGUUUGAGAACUUAAAAGUUCUGUGGUAACUAUGUACUACCAGAUAAUAUUUCUCAAAAUCCGUAUUACCAACCAAAAAUUUAAACACACUCCAUGACUCAGCAUGCUUCCAUUAAUAAAAACACAUGCUAUCCAAAAAAAAAAAUUUUUUCAAGCAGAAAAUAAUUGCAUCUUGAAAGGAGUCUUAAGAAUAUAAUAGAUAUGUCAAAAUAUAAGCACCGUCAUCCCUAAGAGUUUGAAUAAAUUCCUGGGACCUAAAUAACCCAAUUACUGCCCCCUUCUCCCCUCUCCCCAGUCCUGCUGACUGGCAGGAAAGGACCAUGGGCUUUGAGUGUAAGUGGGGGAUUGAAGGAAGGUGCCCAGCUUCUUCCUUAGGGAAGAACGAGUGCAAAUUGCUGGUUCCCUGUGUAGCAUUUUUAAAAUAACUUUUUUUUUUAAAGAAUAUUUUCAGAUUUACAGAAAAUGUUGUGCAGAUAGUACAGAGCUCCCGUGUCCUGCACAUCCUGUUUCCCUCGUUGUUGACACCAUACGUUAGUGUGGCACAUUGUCAGAAUUUAUGAACCUGGAUUGGUACGUUAUUAUUAACUGAAGUCUGUACUUCAUUCAUAUUUCCUAAGGUUUUAUUGGACAUCCAUUUUCUGAUCCAGGAUCCCACAUUCCACUUGAUUGUCCUGUCUCGUUAGGCUCCUCCAGGCUGUGACGGUUUCUCAGGCUUCCUUUGGUUUUGAUGACCUUGAGAGUUUGUGGGAGUACUGGUGAGGUGCUUUGUAGACUGUCCGUUAGUUGAGGUUUGCCUGGUGUUUUUCAUAAUUACACUGGGGUUAUGGAUUUUGGGAGGAAUACCACAAAGGUGAGGUACUGUACCUUAGAUAGCAUAUUUAAAGGGUUUUGUUUAUUGAUUUUUAUCUUCAUUGUUUGUUGUCUGUCACCUUCUCAGAGAGAAUCUUAAACAAUUGCAAUCAUUUACUUUUAGAAGUAAAUCACUCACUUUGGGAAAUUUACAAAAAUACAUGGCACACAAGCUUGGGCCUCCUAGUCCCUGGGAACAGCCCUUGUGACUGAGGUUCCAGCAGCUUGGCUCCAGCAGGCUUGGGGCAGGCAGCCCGGCUCCGCAGCCUCCUGCUCCCUCCUGCCAGGCAAGCCGCAAGCCACUGAGACCACUGUCUCCUUCCAUUUCAGUUUCCCUCUAUCACAUUUCCCCUUGUGUUGAGCAGUGUGGGCAUUUUGUAUUUGCAGUUGUGUUCUUAGGUUUGUGUUUUUUCUUAAAGCACUUCCCACCCUCAGUUGUAUGAGCUUCAGGCCCCACAAAACCUGGGUCUGCCCUAGGGUAAAGUAGGUUAUUCCCAUGUUUGACAGGUGAGGGCUUUGAGGCCCAGGGCAAAGGACAGAGAGUUGCUCAUGGCCUUGAGUCAGAAGCUGUGAGCCAGCUUUGGGCCAAGCCUUGUGCUUGCCGGGAGGGGGUGACGGUGUCUGGUGUCUUUCUUUUGCAACUUCAGUGAAGUGGGGAGGUCUGUUCUACACAAAGGUAAACCGUCACGCAGUGGUACUGUUCCUCGUCCUCGUCCUCAUCCUCGGGAAUUAAGCUCAGCAGCGCUCUGCAGGCCAGCACAGGGCGAAGACGGCAGCCUCUGCCUGGCCUGUGCCCUUGCUCGGGCCCUCCUCUCGGCUGCCCCAGGUUCCCAGAAAACGAGGUCAUCCCUCUCUGCUUGAACAACGUAUGCUUGUUUUGUUUAACCGAGAUUAUGGAUGAUUUAAGAGGAGAGAAAAAACCAUCCUAUACUGAACCAAAUUCAAGUUUUCUUUUCAGAAGGUAUUUUAAAAUAUUCAAAUAACUGAGUCAGCCAACUCAUCUAUCAACACAGAGUACUAAAAAUGGGGGAAAUAUUGUAGAUUUAAAUGGAAUCCCAGUUGACCCUAUGCUUGUUUUGAAAAAAAGAAAAAAAAAAAAACCAAACCUCUGACUUAAUGUAUUUGCUUUUUUUUUUUUUCAAAGAAAAUCCAGGAAGAAAAAAAUCCUCUAUUUUGGCUUUCUGGUUGUUAAAGUAAAAUCCCAUUUAUUAAAAAUCCAAAAAUAGUAUGCCUCUGUCUGUAUAAUACAGCUUUAGGUGCUGAAAUAAAAAUCAAAAUGACAGUUAAGAAAGCCCAGUGCUGGAUGCAAAUAUGAAUCAGAUGUGGACCUUGCUCUUCAUAAGCCUGUGUUCCAGGUGGGGAGAGCCCAGUCCAAGAAGAUGCUGAAAAAUAAAUAAUAGUAAGAUACCAAGCAAGUUAAUACGCAAAGGUGUGAAAAUUGAAACACCAGCACAGUAGUUGAGGAGGUCUUGUAAGCCAGCACAUAGUUAAUUUCCAAACCAGACUUAGCGCUCCAGGCAGUCCUGCACAGAGAGCGCUUGCCCUAGGGAGGCCAGAGUGAUGGAGCAGAGGUGGGAAGGGCCGGCGUGGCAGGCACAGGGGAUACCCUGGUGGCAGAGCAGGGGUCCUGCUAGGACCAGGGCAGAAGGAAGAAGGGAUGAGGGCUGGGUGUGGAGCCCUGGGUGCUGGCUGAGGGCAGGUACGGGAACCACUGUACUGGAGGAAGAUGAGUGCAGUACUGCUAUGGCAUUAACAUGGACAGUGUUUUCACUCCCCUCAGUUAGCCUUUUAUUUCAGCUAAUAACUUUCCUCUCGUUUUGCUGUAACAUCUUCCAGCCUACCCUCUGAGAGUGUUCUGUUGCCGACAGUUUUAGAAAAGUGCUUUUUAUUACCUAACAUUUGAGGUCAUGGCAUUUUAGAUCAUUUAAGACCAAGCGGCACUGUGAGUUAUAAGCUCAGAAGUAGUUCCUGUGCUGUUAAUAAGCUCUUAGGCUGGUGGAGUAGAAUGGGACUUUGGUGAUUAUCUAGAGGAUGUUGGUAUUUUGUAAACAGGGGCUGAAAAAUCAGUUUGGUUAGUGGCAACCAGGUUGUUUUUUUUUUUUUU